Molecule: messenger RNA, 1984 nt
Organism: Colossoma macropomum (tambaqui)
Lineage: Eukaryota; Metazoa; Chordata; Actinopteri; Characiformes; Serrasalmidae
Gene: agxt2
Product: alanine--glyoxylate aminotransferase 2
Exons: 14
Coding region: 125-1654 (509 amino acids)
Biological process (GO): glyoxylate catabolic process
Cellular component (GO): mitochondrion
Molecular function (GO): pyridoxal phosphate binding; L-alanine:glyoxylate transaminase activity
Source: RefSeq, a predicted model, not a curated record
UGGGAAAAGAAAAAGUGCUGGAGCAGCUGUUGCGCCAGACUUUCUCUGUCCAAACGCAGUCAAUGUCUACAGACGUUUGUUUCUCUCCUGCUGAAAGUUACAGAAACGUGUAGCAACACUGAAAAUGCAUACCAUCCUUUCACGAACGCACCGUCCACAUUUUCUCGGGAAAGCAGUCGAUUGUGUGGCCAGUGUCCAUCUUCCGAGUGGUGCGAUGUGUCAGAAGACAGCAGUGAAACACCCAUCAUCUCAGAUGCCCUCAUGUGACUUUAAGCCUGAUUCAUACCAGGGCAUGUCUAAGGAGCGUUUGCUGGAGAUCAGGAAGCAGAACUGUCACCCCAUGACUAUGAAGGUGACGUACUACAGGCGGCCUGUGUUUAUUCAUCAGGGCUACAUGCAGUGGCUGUGGGACGUGGACGGGAAGCGCUAUCUCGACCUGUUCGCCGGGGUGGCCACGGUCAGCGUCGGACACUGCCACCCGAGAGUAAAUGAAGCAGCGGUGAAGCAGCUGAAGCAUCUAUGGCACACCACGGCCAUCUACAUCCACCCUCAGAUUCAGGAAUAUGCAGAGAAACUCGUCUCCCUCCUGCCUGAACCACUAAAGGUAGUUUACCUGACAAACAGUGGCUCGGAGGCUAAUGACCUGGCUACGCUCAUGGCACGGGUGCACACAGGCAACUAUGACAUCAUCACACUAAGAGGCUCCUAUCAUGGUGGCAGUCCUCUGGCGUUGGGUCUGACGUCAAACACAGCUUACAAAUACCCCGUGGCCUCUGGUUUUGGCUGCCAUAAUACCAUGUGUCCUGAUGUGUUCCGGGGUGUGUGGGGAGGGAGCCACUGCAGAGAUUCUCCUGUUCAGACCAUCAGAGAGUGCAGCUGCUCACCAGGUCACUGCCAGGCCAAUGACAGGUACAUUGAGCAGCUGAAGGAAACGUUCGACACAACUGUCCCCCAUCGCAUCGCUGCUUUCUUUGGAGAGCCCAUCCAGGGAGUCGGCGGAGCAGUCCAGUACCCUAAGAACUACCUGAAAGAGACGUACAAGCUUGUGCGGGAAAAAGGUGGAAUCUGCAUUGCAGAUGAGGUCCAGACUGGCUUUGGACGCACAGGAGGUCAUUUUUGGGGCUUUCAGGGUCAUGACGUCAUUCCAGACAUGGUUACUAUGGCGAAAGGCAUAGCUAACGGAUUCCCUAUGGGAGCUGUGGUCACUACAGAAGAAAUCGCCAGAUCGUUUGGAAAGGGGCUCCACUUCAACACAUUCGGUGGAAACCCUUUUGCCUGUGCCAUCGCAUCCUCUGUGCUGGAUACGAUUGCAGAGGACAGGCUUCAGGAGAACUGUGCUGUGGUGGGAACAUACCUGCUGACUGAACUGGCCAAGCUGAGGGAUAAAUACGAGAUCGUCGGGGAUGUCCGAGGAAAAGGCCUGCAGAUCGGGGUGGAGAUGGUUACAGACAAAGCGAGUUGUAAACCCCUCCCUCCAGAGGCCAUGGCUGAAAUUUUUGAAGACACCAAGGAUAUGGGGGUGCUGAUCGGCAAAGGAGGGAUUUAUGGGCAGACGUUCCGGAUAAAGCCGCCCAUGUGCAUCACGAAAGACGAUGUGGACUUCUUCCUGGCCGUGUUUGACCAGGCCCUGCAGAACUACACGGAGAGAAGAUAAGACGACAGAUCGAUAUUAGGUCUUAAAGAAAAUAAUAAUAUAGAGAAUCAACUGCUAAACCACAUCUUUACCUGAAAUAGGCAGAUCAGCACUGGCCCUGACUUUCUGAUUCUGUUUCAGGCAGACAUUAGAAAUGGCGCAGGGAACAAAUGCUUUUCAGAGAACACAGCCGAACCAAAAACUGGAGAAAACCAGCUGAUAACUUUAGCUAAUUUAAAAUGUGCUUAACUGGCUGAUAGUGGUUUUCUGUUUAAUAAUUCUGUUUACAAUUUUUAUGGAAUCUGGGAUUAGAAAUAAUAUUUUAACUCUAGUCUAGUUAGAAUUAAUUAA